UGAUGUGGCCAAGAGCAGACAUGGCAGCUGUGGGGGAGCUAGUGCUGGUACUGGGUUUACUGGUGAGCGCUCACUGUGAGGUGAGGGCACGGGACCCUGGGGAGGAGGAGGAGGGGGAGCUGGGAGGAAGAGCAGUGGCAGGAGGAGGAGGAGGAGGAGGAGGAGUAGCGUUCCCCUCUCACCUUGAGGAGUUACCCCCAGGAGCGACAGAGAACCCCCCUGUGGGAGAGAAAGGGAACUACCCGGCCAGAAUGGGAAACUGGUGUGCUUUCGUGCAAAAGCGUGUGGUUACCACAGCGAUUGCGUGUGGAACAGAGAAGUACACCAUUAGGUCUCAGAGUCCAUGUCCGAUCGGGACACCCGACUGUCAGCUGGUCAUGUACAAGCUGUCCACCCGGCCAGUCUACAGGCAGAAGCAGCAGAUCUUUACUGCUCUGCUGUGGCAAUGCUGCCCAGGACACGGAGGACAAGACUGCGAGGACUCAGUUUCUGAUGCCCAGCUGAAUCCUGAGAAAACAGAUGUGAUUGAAGUAUCUGAAGAAGCAAGACCAAGACCCGGUCCUUCAGGUGGUGUAAUGGCCAAGUUACAUUCAGGCAUAUUAAAAGGUGUUCAGGAGAAGUUCCAGCGGCAGCACGGCGACCCAGACCGUGAACAGAACGACCACCAGGCCCCCCUCAGCUCACUGUAUGACGCAAGCUACACAGGCAACCAGCACAACAUCACGGACCCUGCCCGGGACACAGGACACGCCCAUACCCUCCAUCAUGUGCCACAGCACACUGCAAACAUGCACAACCCACAUCUCAACCAUGACCAUCAUGUGAACCAUCCCCAUCAUGGACAGCAGCAGGGUCGCCAUCCCCCUGAAUAUCCAGUACCCGUGGCCUACCAAGAAGUCCCUGCUGCCCUCCCUGUCCCCCACAUGAUGGCUUUGGUCAUGUCCCAGCUGCAACCAUUGUUGGAGGGCUUCAACCGCUCCCUGGACCACCUGAGCCGGCAAGUAGGGGACCUGGCCCGCGACGUGGCCCAGCUAAAGAGCAGCCAGCUGGGGGCUGAGCUGCAGGCGGAGCCCCCAGACUUUUCUGAGCUGGAUGCAGCAGCAGAGGAGCGCCUGAAUACCAGACUGGAUGAGACACUUCAGCAGGUCAGAGAGGUCCGCAGGCAGGUGGAGAGCCAACGGACUGACAUAGAGAACAGGCUGCACUCCCAGCAUGCAAUGCUGCACUACAACCUCACCAGCUUUAAGACGGACAUCGACAUGAAGCUCAAACGCAACCAGAAGAUGCUUCAGGUCAGCCUGCAGGCUAUGAACAGCACACUUGCAGAGAUGAAGUUGGAGCAGGCAGCAGAGGAUCAGCUAGAGGAUCACAUCUCUACUACCACCGUACCUCCCUCACGCCCCCUGCAGCCCUCAGACACAGGGCUCUGGGGGGCCAUUGAGCGCCUGGACAACAUGGUGGUCAGCAAUACAGAGAAGGUAGACGGGAUGAUGGAGGAUCUGGAGGUGACCUCAGGCUAUGUGCAGCAGCUGAGGGGGGACUUAAAGGAUCUUGGGAAGCAGCUCAAUGCGACAGCAAGGACCAGUCAGAUCCAGUUCAUGGAGACAGGGUUGGAGGUGGAGUUGGCGCGGGAGGUGGUGCUGAGGCGAGUGGACGAGCUGGCAGGUAAUCUGAGUGUGCAGAGUGUGCGGAUGCAGGAUUUGGAUUUAGACAUGGACUAUCUGUACACCAUCCACUACAAGCGCAACUGCUCCUUGGACUGCAAAGGAAUAAAAGUCGCCCUGGCUGACCUGGAGAAGGGUCUGGCUAAUGUGACCAAGCUGGCCAAUGAGAAUCAAUUGGCUUUGGAUGAGAGCGAUGGAGCAGGCGCGGGGGAAUGGGGCGGGCCAGGUGACUGGGAGCCAGCAGUGGCAACCCUUCAACAAGACCUCCAGCAGGUGCAGGAGACACUGACCUCAGAGAAGACUAGGACCAGUGUUCUGGAGCAGAGUCUGAGCCAGUUGAGCAACUCGGUGACUGUGGGUCUUGCAGAGGUCUCGGGCCUGAGGAAACUGGUGGAGGAGAUGAAACACCUGCCCACCUCCUUUAACUCUCUACUGAAAGACGCCAUCCGACACAGCGACGUGUUGGAGCUGCUGCUUGGUGAGGAGGUGCUGGAGUUCCUUGAGUGGCCCGUCCAGGACCAGGAGGCCCAUUCCAUCCCAGCCCUGAAGGAGCAGCUGAGCCUUCUGCAGGAGCAGCUGAGUGGACACAGCCUGAGCAUCACCUCCCUGCUAGGCAACAAGCCAGAGAGCAGAGAGGAGGUACCAUCUGCUGACCAGCCCCCUUCCUCCCCUCAUCACUUCCCUGAAGAUUGGCUCUCUGGCAGCAGAAGAAGGAGCACCAGUGGAGUUCCAGCCAGGGAGCGGCAGCUCGUCCUGCAUCCCCAGGGGGGGCAUCCUGAACACGGAGUAGACGGCAGCGACUUGUGGAACCUGGAGAAAACAGUGAAGGAGCUGAGGCAGAAAGUGCUCCUGCUGGAGGAGGAACAACGCAAUGCUACUAUAGGGAGGGCUGCACCUCCCAGUGGUGUUGAGGCCAAAUUGCAGGCGGAGGUUCUGUGGCUAAAGAGAGGGCUGGAGGAACAUCUGAAGGUAUUCAAGAAUGUCUUCAGUAAUGCUGACGUGCUGGCAGGAUCUAAGGACACACUGGCGCUGGAUAAACUGUUGCAGCUGGUGAAGAACAGAGAGGGGAAGAAGGAUAAGAAGAGAGGAGGAGGGAGGGAGGGGACAGGAAGUGGAGGACACCAUCGCAGCAGGAGGGAGACAUCAGGUAUUGUUCCCCUCCUGAGCCGCCAAUCAGACGACCCUCUGCUGCUCGUAGCUGGAUCUCCUUUGCGUGGCUCAAACAGUGUCAUCCUGUUAGAGCCGUCUCUGAACCGAGGUCAGUUUUACUCUGACACAGGCACCUUUAUGGCUCCAGUGAAGGGGAUCUACCUGUUUGUCCUCACCCUGGACCUGAGGCCGGGCCCUGCCCACAUGGUGCUGAGGAAGGGGUUAGGGGGAGCCAUGGUGUCUCUCCAUCGACAGGAGGGGAGGGAGGCAGGGCUGGUUACUGGGGUGAGCCUCCUGCUGCUGAGUGAAGGGGAUGAGGUGAGGCUGGAACUUCAGGGAGGAGAAUGGGUGGAGUCAGUGGACAAUGUGUUCACUGCGCUUCUGCUCCACCGGACCACCUGAGGGCGCUGCGGAAACAUAAGCUCAGUGAGAGACAUUGAUCAGAGACUGUUGGAGGGACACUUCAUAAAAACCUCAGAGGGUCAGAAUUUGUUUAAAACACAUUGAAAAUGAGAAUUUAACUUAUCUUUGUAGAGGUUUAUUUCAAAGCACCUUUCAGAAGCCCAAGUACUUACGUUUUGAUUCAGAGGCAGUCCUUUAAACCACCUGUUCAUCUGAAUAUUAAAGUUUGUGCUCUAAACAUCUCAGACAUCUCCAGACUAUUAAACCAGAAGAUAAACUAAGAGUAAACUGUUAGAAAAAUGUUCACUUUUUGUGAGCAUUUCUUCUGUCUUACCUGUAAUUAUGCCAAGCACAGCCCAAACCCCCUUUUUUCAGUGUCUUCCUGUUGGGUGCAGAGCUCAAGCCUGUUUUUUUUAGUCUAGCUUAGCAUAGACCUAGAAGGAGGAGGAAACAGUCAACACACAAAGUCCACACAUGUUUGACUUAAUAAUAUUUGUGUUAAUCUUUUAAACAAGGGAUAAAAGUUGUUGCUUUUUCAGUAGGAGGUAGAACCAUUGGCUGUAUGUUUAAUAUAGAUAACAUAUUCAGAUUGUACAAGAGUGAAGCCAAAAAAAAGAAGCAACAGUCAAGUUCAGUAACACCUGUUAGUGAUGCGUUUCUUCUCACCGUUCCACCUCUACUCUGCUAUCCAGUGCACACAGCGCUGCAGGAGGCACAUGGUGCUAACCCAAUUUUUAACAUCAUAUAAAAAUUAAAACUAAACUUGUGAGAAAAAUGAACAUGAGAGGAACAAACAGCAACGACAAAAGCCAUGUUGGAGAACAUAUAAUUUGACUUAUAUUGAGUUUAUAGUUUGACCCAUGUUCCAUCUUUUGUAAUAGAUGAGGACUGCAUCCAAUCAGUAGGAGGGAGCUCUACAUCUUAUGGCUUCAUUUUUGGGGAGAUGUCAUGCCAUCCAUAUUCUAAUACAAAGAACCAGCAAGCUCAGUAUCUUGUGGAAGACUCUUUAGCUGUGACACAUGUUGCCAGUUACUGCUGGGGGGGGGGUCCACGUUUUGUUUUUUGGGGCACUGCCUGGACUUUUUUUCAGUGAGACACUUUCAGCAAGUAACCACUCUGAAACAACAAAUUUUGGUCUUAAUUGAAAUAAAAAGAGAAACAGCAUGUUGAACAGUGAGGUUUAGAAGUGAUGCUAGGAGUUUGUUUUUUAAUUUGUAAAAUCUCUGGGGAAACUGCAGGGAGUCAGCGGUGUUCCUGCUGAAUACCUGAAGUCCAAUGAUAACAUUUUUUUUACCCUUUCCAUGAGUUUGUAUAUCUGAAGACCUUCCUUUUGGACUGUCUAUAGUUAAUGCCAGAAUUGGUGGUGUACAGACCUGGAUGUUCAGCCCUGUAUUCAAUCUAAACAAACUAAGCAUGAAUAGUUUAGGGUAGAAAUCUAAUCUGAAGUCACCAAAUCAUGUGAAGACCUGGAACUGAUCUUACGACCAGUGUGACGAGGACAGCAGCCUCUGUACAUGAGGCACCUUUAUCAAUUUAGUUAAUCCAGCACCCCAAUUAAAAAUGGAAAGACCUGGUUUCCUCUUUGUUGCUGGUAUUCAUUUCACAUCUGUAGACCUGUUUGUAUUGUUGGUCAAAUAUGCACAUCAGCUGUACAUCCAUGGACUCCCUUACUUUUGGUAUUUUUUCUUUAAAGAAUGAGUUCUUUAUUGUCACAAAUACAAAGAGAGGUUUGGCUCAGGUCCUCAUGGACACAUACACUCAUACACCCAACAUUGGCUAACUCAACUAAGCAUUUAGUGCUCCGGUGUUAUACUGGAGAUUUGGAUUGGGCCCAUAACUGCAGCAAAGACAUCUUUACCCAUAAUAUCUUGCUCUAGUUAUCCAGCUUAACACAACAAGCCAACGCUGCUCCCAUGUUUGAAGUUUGAACAAUUCACAAGAUUUCUUAAAGACAGUCAUACAUUAAGAAAUGCCCUCCUUAAUAUUAUAAUGAGCUACGGCAGCAUUACCUUUAGCACGAGUGUCAUGGUUACUCAGAUAUAUUUGUGUGGAUGCUUUAGCGCACAGCAUUUAAGAAAACACCUAGAAUGCUUAAGUUAACAUUAAAGGCCAGCUACUGCAAAACUGUGGAAAAACAAUCUGCAAAAUAUUAAUCCAUCCAGAUUUUGCUUCUCGGACUCACCAUUGAGGAGUUAAAGACCAAAAUAUAGAGUUUGCAUCAAAUUCUGCUCUAGGUCCUCGGCCUUACAUAUGCCAGGUGUGAUAUCAAUCAGAUGACGUGUUCUUGCAGUAGCUGCCCUAAGGUCAGACCGACCCUCUUUUUUCUUAGGUCGAGGGGAUUAAAGGUGUUGCACAUCUGUCAAAUUUCUAUCAUUAGAGUGUUUGAAGGGAAUUAUUUACUUAACAUCAAGAAAAUGUUCUGAUGUUGUGUCACCAGUCAUCUGUGAUGUUUGUCAAGUUCUGACAUAGACACAUAAAACCACACAGAGCAUUCAUUUAUAUAAAGGAGCUGAGCAGUUUGUUGGUGUAAACAGAGUGAUGAAUGUGUGAUAUAUAGAAGUCCUACCUGAACUGUCACAGCCUGUAACUUAAUAAAGUUUUAUCUACA
Messenger RNA from Notolabrus celidotus (New Zealand spotty), 5823 nucleotides. It is a transcript of the gene mmrn2a, whose product is annotated as multimerin 2a. Gene Ontology annotation, molecular function: protein binding. The record is from RefSeq and is a predicted model, not a curated record. NCBI's taxonomy places the organism in Eukaryota, Metazoa, Chordata, Actinopteri, Labriformes, Labridae. The coding region runs from base 3 to 3215 and encodes 1070 amino acids. The transcript is spliced from 11 exons.